AGCCUGAAGGCUGUUUGGCUCCCAGCUGGUAGAUGACACUUUUUUUUUUGCACGAUUCCCAUGUGCAGAAUGCAGUGAUGUGUGUUUGUACCAACAGCAUCUGCAAGGGAGUAGCCACCUGUGCACACCGAGGGUGUUGUACCUCUUUAUCAAGAGCACAGGCAGUGGGCCCUCCCCACCUGUCUUACUCUUUUUGUUGUUUGGAGGAUUACAAUAUAUUAACAGCCUUUUUUUUUUUUUCUCCCCUAUAAGUGAGAGUAAACCGCCCUGGUCUGAGACCGGGUAACUGGGCUUUUCCUGGGUGAUUGUUUCAGGCUCUCUGAUGACUAGGGCCACCAAAACGGCAUGUCCUGUUCCUUUUCUGUUUUUUGUUGAUUCUCUCCAUGGCAAUAAGGGCUCCCGUGUGCCUCUGCUGCGCUAUGGUCUCAGAGGGAUGCCAGUGCUUGCAAUCCUCCUUAUGUGGCAAUGAGUAACAUGGGGAGAUAAUCUGACCAGUAGAAAUCUAACACUGGUGUUCCAUGGCCUGAUCUAACUGAUUUCUGAGUUUGCUUUUUAAGCAAAAACUGUAUGGUUUUCAUAAGGACAACAUUAAGCUGGAUUUUUUAUUGUUUACCUGCUGACUGUUGUUUCAGUGGAGCUUGCCUGCAAAUAAAUCAAUGCCAAUAGUGUGAUAUCAGGAAAUGCACUUAGUGGAUUGUAUUGUGAUGUAGGGUCUUUUUUUUCCCCCAAAUCCUUAAAUAAGUUCCCUGAGUGCAAUGAGUACACAUUAAAAGGAGCAGUUUAUUUUUCUAGUUGUAUUGCUUUCUCCUACCGCAUCUGCCUCCCCUCUAAAACAACUGCCCUGGCAAAAUGUAUCCUAAAUUCAGUCUCUGUCAACAAGGUGAACAUUAAGCAGCUCCUCUGGGGAGUGCUGAUAAAGUAUAUUAACUCCAUGAAGAGUCUGCAUGAGUCUCCCCACUGUCCUGUGCUGUUCUGCCCUACAUACUCUGCUCUGCAGAACUGCAAUCCAUAGCAAUGGUGCAAUGGAGAAGGGAGCUGAAAAAAAGUUUCUGGCUUGUUCCCUCAGAUCCCCUUUAAAAUGGGCAGUUGGGUGGGCCAGCUCUUUUUCUCCCAAGUGUUAUUAUAAUCCAUUUAUACUGAGGAAAAGGCAGGUUUGCUGCCAGGCGGCAUACUUUCCAUCAGCACAUGUAAUUGCUGGGUAGUGGAGAGAGGUAGAACGCUGGUUUUCAGGCAGGAGGGAGUAUGACCAGAGUGUGUGCUGGGCGGCAUCACCAUGUGCCUGACCAUGAAUUCCAGGUUUCACAGGGAUGUGGGCUCAGCUGUGUAAGCAAAACCUUCUGCCAUUCACCCCUCAGCGUGAGCAAUGGGGAGGCAGGCAGCCAAGUUUCAAGCAGCUCAAGGGACUGAGCUGGCCCAGGGGUGCAGCUGUGACAGGGCUCUUUUUUUAGCUUAUUUGAUUUCCACACACAUGGGCUAUGCAAAGUUGGAUGAGCCAACCUUGACCCUGCUGUACACAAGCCCACCUCCGAGCUGUGCUCUUCCGGCCAGUGGCUCAACAAAUAAACAGGGUUUCCUGCCACAACCAGCUGCUGAGGUUCACUGGAGCAGGGGCAGGUUUGGCUUCUGGUGUGGAGAGGAGGCACUUGUAUAGGGCUGACCCAUAACAAACACUGUGCUGUGUUGUUGGACUGCCUUCAAGGGAGCAAGAGAAGGUUUGUGCCCACUGCUGAGAGGGACCUUCUUGUAGUUGCCUUAGACCAUUCCAUAAAGGUGUCGGUCAAGGUGUCUCCAACAUCUGCACACAUGUAAUACAGGGACUUAAACUCUCUCUUUUGAGAUCUAAAAAUUUUUUUAACAAGUGAGAGCACAUAGGUCCUGUAGCAGUUCUCACAUGGCACUUGAUAGCUCCUUCCCUCCUGCUGUACUUUAUUGGCCAUGAGCCACCAUGCGACCAGACAUUGCAGUCCCUGAGGACUAAUGAACAUCCACAGUGCAGAUCCAGCCCUUUUGGGACUGGGGUGUCUUGCUCUUGUGCCACUGCUGGUAGUGUCACAGCACUGGUUGAGCAGAAGCACAAACAGCUCUGCAAGGUGCUGGGAGAUCAAGGCUGAGCCCAUUUGCCCCAUUUGGCCUCGCAGUUGAAGACAGAAAUGGAGAAGUGCAGCUGUACACAUGGUCUGGUCAGAGCCGGUACGUGGGAGGAGGGAAGAUUGAACCUUCCCCUCCCCAACAGCUGCUGAAGAGAAGGGGUUCAGGAGAGCACAGAUGUGUCAACCUAAUACCAAACCCUUAAAAGACCCAGCUCCAAAACCCAGCUCAGCCCACGCUAUUCAUUAUUUCAUCAGGCUUUGGAUCAACACAGUUGGAGGGUUUGAAGUGGGGAUCAGAGCUGGUAAUGAGGGCAGUGGAUUCCUGUUCCCCGGCCCACUCAUGUGCAGCUGGGAGGGAGACAUCUCCCUUGUCUGCCUGCAACCAGCUUGUCGGGCCCAUCCUCUCCUUCUGGUUGGAGGACUUUGCUUUGUUUCCUCUUUCAUCUAAAAUUUCUUAACUUCUCUCUCCUAAAAUAUGGUAGUUUAUCUUUUGUGGUUCUGUGUUUCACAGCUUCCUGUAUGCUCUUAGACUUAUUUCCUGCCUCUUCUCUUGUGUUUUCUGUUUCUCACAUUAGCUCACUAAACCCAGCUCCCCGAGCAAGUAUUUCUACCUCACAGGCUGCUUACAGCAGCUAGAUGCUUUCCCUGAGACAAACCAAUCCCAGACAAAACUGUCCCAGCCCUUGCACAGCUGCUAAUUUGACUCUAAUCCAUUUUAAAACGGGAGGGCUGGUGGGUGAGGAUGGAGUCAGAGAAGGGAUGUCCUUGCUUGCCGGUAUGUCUGCAACGCUGACAGACCUGUGGUGCAAUUUUCAUGCUUUCCCAUGGGAGAAGCAGCGUUUUAAUUCUUCCCUGAUCCCUUCAAAGCUGAUUAUUUCUGGUCUCUUGAGCUUUUAUGAUCAUUUUAUUAGGUAAGGAGACUUCCUGGCUGUGAUUCAGUUGUGAGUGACUGAAUACGAUCUUCUCUGCAUUGUGGCGAUAGUAGUAAUGUGAAGUUUAAUGAGCACCUGCAAAGUCGUGUAGCAGCAAGGAGAGGAAUCAAGGAGCUCCCAGAAGCUCAGCCAUGAGGGUGUAUGGCUGAGGUGGGCCUGAAACCCCUGGACUUGAGAUUCACAUCUUCCCAGUAAGAAAGUGGCAAGUGCAGGGAAGGAACUGCCAUGUCCAUGGGAAUCUUCCGUGUGUGCCUAGUGGUGAUUACAGCUAUUGUCAACCACCCGCUCCUCUUCCCUAAAGAGAAUGGCACUGUCCCCGAGAACAUGGAAGAAAUCAUCCAAAAGAUGAAGGAGCGGGAGGAGAGCCUUCGGCUGGAGCGGUUGCGCUUGGAGCAGGAAAUUGCAGCCCAGGAAGCCACACAGAAGGCUCUGGAAAAGGCUACAGAGGUAGUCGAGGAAAGCAAAGAGGAAAAGGUCCGAUGGGAUAUGUGGACUACCCUUUCCAUGGUCAUCUUCCUGCUGAUUGAGCUCUGGAGGCAAGAUUUCCAGGAAGGGAAUUGGCAGGACACAGGAGGAGAAGAGGAUGACAUGGCUGUCCUGGGGAAAGCAUUUAAAGGAGUGGCCUUCCCUGACAAGGCUGUCUUGGCCAGCUUCUAUGAGAAGCGCAUCCUGGGUACCACCGGAGACAUGGCCCGGAUGCGGGAGAUGGUGGAAGGCUUUGCAGACGACCUGCUGGAGGCCUUGAGGAGUGUUUGUAACCGGGAUGCUGACAUGGAAGUGGAAGACUGCAUGGGUGUGGGGAGCAUGUAUGAAAACUGGAGAGUGCGUAAACCUUUUGUCUGUGAUCUGAUAGUGCCUUUUGCGCCCCCAGAGCCGUAUUGUUUCCGGUCCCAAACCUGGUGCUCUGGCGACUCUUUUCCCCCAGAUGAACAAGGUUAUGGCACUAUCAAGGUAUGCAGGGCAGAUGAGGAUGUGACAGGUUGCAUCUGUGACAAGACUAAACUAGGAGAAGAUAUGCUGUGCCUCCUCCAUAGCCAAACCAAUACUACCAGGCCCAGCAGUGACAUGGAAGACCUCCUGUGCUUCAAAAAUACUCAAUAUCUGGAUGCCAACCAAGUCAUGAAGUGGUUCCAGAUCGCGGUCACCAAGGCCUGGAACAGAAUCUCCCACAAGUAUGAAUUUGACCUUUCCUUCAGCCUCCUGGACUCACCAGGAGCCCUGAAGAUAAAGUUUAGGUCAGGGAAAUCAAUUGCCUUCAACCUCACCCCUGUGGUGCAGUACGAGAACUCUGAUGUUUACUUCAUCUCUCAUUUCCCUCGGAGCAGCCUGGCAGCCGACCUCCCCUCCAGCAAUCACUGGUUUCUCACCUUUGCAGUGUAUGAGAGGAGGUUCAUCCAGCUGGUCUCCAAAACAUUGCCUGCUAAUGCCUGCCAUGUCAGCUGCCUUCAGAUCCUCUCCUUCCUCCAUGGGAAGCAGUGCAGCCUCACAGGUCCAAGCGGGCUCACCAACUACCACCUGAAGACAGUGAUGCUCCAUCUCCUGCAGGCACGUUCCAGUCAGGACUGGGCCCCAGAGAAGUUGGAGGCCCGUCUACAGGACAUGCUGAAAUUCCUAGAGAAAUGUUUGCAUGAGAAGAAGCUCUACCACUUCUUCAUUGGCAAUGGGAAUAUACCAGCAGAGCUGUGCUUCCCCAUCAUAUUCCAGAGGGCUGAGCCUCUCAACCUUUUCCGUCCCUUUGUACUACACAGGGAUGUUUACAGGAAGACAGUGGACACAUUCCACGAGAUGCUCAGGAACAUGUCUGCACUAAUAAAUGAGUACACGGUGCACAUUCCUCUUGCACAUGCCAAUGGGAUCCAUAAGGAAGCUCUUUAACCAAAGCCAGCAGGAAAACACUUGUUCCUCUAAGCACAAGUCCAGAGGGCAGCUUUCCGAAGCCUCCUGGAGACAACUGACUUUGCCAGUACAGCUUCUUGUCUGCAGCUGAACAGGUUCUGGGGCACGGUUUCUGCAGUAAGGGAGAGGGGAUGGGGAAAGGACAGGGCGAAACUGAAAGGCAUGGUAUUGAAGUUCCUGCUCCACUGGUGUGCUGGCUGGGUUUUAUGCAGCUAAGAAUACAUUUUUCUAUUGUGUCUCAGUCACACUACAGUGGUGGUGAGCAACAAAUAUGAUGAAUUUAUUCAGAUGCCUGCGUGGCAAACGGUGGUGGUGGCCAAAUACUUCAUUUCCUUUGGAAGGGGGAGAUAAGAAAAGGGUGGAGGAAUCAGAGACAGGAUCUUGGGAUUGCAGGAGCCUGUCUGCUUGCAAACAGCAGGAGCUCUGCAACCCUGAUGGGAAGCAGAAUGUAAGACUGGGUGCUGAUGUGGGAGGGGGUCAUGUGCAAGAUCUGGACUGGAUGGAUAUCCUCAAAUCAACCAUAGCUCUUUAACUGAAAGGUAGUUAUAUAUAUAUAUAUGUAUAUGUAUAUAUGUAAAAGCCUUCUUGAUAGGACUUGCAGCAGUAGGUUAAAUGGCUUGUCCUGUCCUUCAAAAACAGCCCUGCAUGUUUCUGCUCCCUAAGGAGCUUGUAGCAGAGCAGGCAGUGGGUUUUGUGUCUUCAGACCAUUUCUUUUGAGGCUUCCAUUUUAUUCAUGGUAACACAGCUAGUGGGUUAUAUUCCUUGGCAUUUUCCAUGCAUAAACGAACAGGAACCUUUUUUUACCUUAGAUAAAAGAGAGAAACACCAUUAUUGGGUUCUGGCGUUUUGUUUUAUUUGUUUGUUUUCCUUACCUCAGGGCAGCAAGGCUGAGAACAGCCAAGAGAGAAGGACUGCUACAGGUUUUGCUUUCAUAAAAGAAGCAGUUAUCCAAAAUUAUCCUGUAAUGAGGCCAAUCUCAGCAGUCUGGUAGCAGGAGGGAACAACCACCCUCCAAAUGAGAGUGUGACUCUCCCAGCAUGGUUUAAUGAGGCCGAGGCCAGCAGGAUGGCUGUAAGUUAGGAGGAGGGCAUGAAAGAGGUGCACAUGUAGCUGAGCUUGGCAGUGCUGUCUCUGUAACUGACUUGUGAUCUGUGUCACAUCCUGGCUGCUCCCAGAUACCCAGGGAAAACUAAUCUUGCAUCACUGCGAGGGACAAUGUACAGCAUGAGGCUUAUUAUCCAGCCUGUUGAUAAGCAAACUCUCCAUAGACAUGUCCUGUCCUCCUUUUUCAUGGUAAAAAACAUUUCACCACCUCCUCGAUGUCUGCUCUUGUCUGUCCCUCCACCAGCGAGGGACAUUUCAUGCACAAAGACAGAAAAAACUGCAACUCCUGUUUCCACACCUGGUUUAUAAGAAAGCACAGGGGGAGACAGGGAACAUUUUGCUCAAAUUGCUGCUCGCCUUGGCUUUUACCCUCACAGCUAUAGGGUGGUUAAGUAAGAUUUCUGAGCAGAAAGUAAGGGGUAGGAAGCAAAAUAGAGAGAAGAGGCUGGCAGGUAGUACCAGCAGGAAAGAGUCUUGGAUCAUCAGUGCGUGGUUCAGCACCCUUGGCGGUAAGUGCCUGGGAGACUGCCAGGGCUGGCAGAGCAACAGGGCAGGACUAAUUGCUAACGCUAAUGAGUGCUUUAAGCCUCUAGCUUUCAUUAGCACAACCAAGCAAACUUUCCCCAGUAGAAAAGAGGGUAGGAGCAGUCUCAUGGGACACAGCAAGCAGGUAGUGACAAGCAGAGGUACAGGGAGGGUGGGUGAAUACUGGAGCCUGGAGGCUACAUUGGAAGCUGUGUAGUUGUUUGCAAACCCAAGCAAUUUGCCAUUUUUACCUGUCCAGGUUUACUGCGCAGUGCCUGUAGCAGAUCCUGCUUUGCACGGGCUGGCGGCAGGGAGGUCAUGCUGAAGCAGUUGUGGUCAGAGUGGCUUCUAAAUGUGUUCCCAGCCAGAAAUAAAGAAAAAUUUCUCUGCCAUUUCCUGUCAGGAGUUUAAAUUUAGCCUGUGCAAAGAACAGAAGCAAAUUUGUGACCCAGGUCUCUCAGGAAAUGAUAUUCAGGGUUGAAAAAUAACUUUUAUAUAAGGGAGGGUAAGCAGAGAGGGGAUGAGAAGAAAAGGCUGUUGAACAGAACAAGGUAACUCCCCUGUUAAAAUGUCAGAACAAAGCUUUGUGAUGCCAGUCCUACAGGCUUGUAAGCCUGCCUAAACUUGUCUUUACACAGCUCUGAGAACUGCUGCUCAGGCUCAAAGGGAACCUAUACUGACAAGUGGAUCAAAUCUUUUGUUCUUCAUUUUCUGUGUUUGUGUGCCUGUUCUCUCUUAAGCCCAAACUGACCCUGAGGUGUUCCCACAGGGUUUUGCUGAACCCAAGCUGGAGCUGAACCAAGGAAUUUAUGGAUUUGAUUCCCCCGAAAGUAAAUUGCUUGGCUUAAUUUUCCUAUAUGCAAUAUGUUCAUUUUGCCCUGAGCACCUUUUAAAAGAUUUGCUCUGUGCAUUUAGGAUGUGAGGGAACCCACUUUUACCUAUCCAGGGGUAGAAGUGCUCUGUGAUUAUAAGCUGUGAUCCACUAAACCUCAGGGCAGAGGUCAUCUUUGUUAAACCAUGUACCAGUGUAUAUAUCAGAGGUAUAUGCGUGUCCCGUCUGAGGACAUGUGGGUACACAGCAUCUGUCUGGAUCAGACCUCUGCAGUGGUACAAGGAGGCCGUGAUGUGAAGUGUAUCAUUCCAUGGACUGCCUUGUCACUCCUGUAUUAAAUCUUUGCCCAGCAAGUACUAGCCUUAUCAAUAAAAGGCCACACUCACAUUUCAUAAAAAAGGUUUACAAGACAGUUCAGGUACAUCAGCUGUCAGCCAGUAAAAACAUCCUAAGACAUUUUAGUGCCACCCAUGUUUAGUUCUGCAUUGAUUGAAGUCUGGCUGGGCAUUCAUAGGAAGCAGCUUUAAAGGGUGGGGUUUUGUGGUUUAAAGCGAAUAACGUUCUUUUAGAACCAAACAGUGCCAUGGCAUGUGAGUAACAAACACACAACAUCUCUUAGGUAAUGCCCAGAUCUCUGUGAGAUCCUAGGGAAGGGUAAACUGCCUGUCCCAGACGCCUUUCUUGUAUCUCAGUGCUGUUCUUGCUAUUUGCUAACCAGGUGAAUUCACCAAAUGAACUCCUGUUGCCUUCCGCUGGUUUCCAGCCACUCCCUCCACCCUCAACUUGUGGUUUUAAUAUUUUACUAUAGGCUCUGUCAAAGCAAUGGAAUUAGUGGUGGCUUGAUAGCAGCAGCUGAUCUACAACAUCGCCUCAGGAGCCAUUUGCCUUUAGGAAAUGCCUUGGUCUAAGGUUAUUAUUGCUGUUCAGGAGCUGAAUGUUUUCUAAGGGAAGCUGUUGGGAGUUCACUCUUCUGUAUGUGGCAACCACAGAAUACAGCUUCUCUCUCUCUGUCUCUGAGUUGUUCUGUAUACAGGUCUUAUGGGGGUAUAAAGGUGUUUUUCAGCAAAGGGACCCAAAACUUUAUACGGUAUUCAAGCAGAAGGAUUUGGUGCUUGUUCACCAGAUGUUUUUAAUGCAAAGCCUUUGCAGUGUUUUCUCUGUGGUGAAGAAGUUAGACUUUCCCCACCUGUAACAGCUUAGCUGCUGGUCAUUGAGGGGUUAGUUCUCAUAGGAUCCUACGUAGUAAAUAGCUUUAUUUAUUACUUGUCUUUUUUUUUUUUUUUUUUUAGGGUUGGGGGGGUGUGUGUAAUAUGUUAGCUCAGAAGCAAAACUGUAGUAUGAAGAUCAGUCUUGGCAAUGCAGCUGAGAUGGGCAAUAACACCAAAACUCUCCAAUCUAAGGUCUUCCUUGAUUGACAAUGCUGUGUUCAAACCGCUGCUUUUAUAGCAGGACACUGUUGAAUUUGUAUAGAUCUUUUAUGCAGCUUUAUUUAUAAUAAAGGAAGUCUUAUACAAAAUCUAAAGAA
Molecule: messenger RNA, 8904 nt
Organism: Columba livia (rock pigeon)
Lineage: Eukaryota; Metazoa; Chordata; Aves; Columbiformes; Columbidae
Gene: ITPRIP
Product: inositol 1,4,5-trisphosphate receptor interacting protein
Exons: 4
Coding region: 3248-4897 (549 amino acids)
Cellular component (GO): membrane
Molecular function (GO): protein kinase inhibitor activity
Source: RefSeq, a predicted model, not a curated record